AUGACUUUCCUAGCAGACGGCAAAGAAUGUUGGGAUGAACGAAGCGCAUGCAAUGGGACAUCCUCGUGCUGGAACAAAGGAUCCUCCAUGGCGGCUUGUCUCGAGCUAGCCUCGACAGACAUGAUCCAGGAAGCAUCUGGACACCCCAAAACUCAUAGGGAAAGAAUUGAACAGGCCGGCACCAUGUACCAUAGCGGAGGUCAGCCCAAGCUCGCGAUAGGCAACAGUUAA
This is a messenger RNA of Aspergillus nidulans FGSC A4, 231 nucleotides long. RefSeq lists its product as uncharacterized. The transcript is spliced from 2 exons. NCBI's taxonomy places the organism in Eukaryota, Fungi, Ascomycota, Eurotiomycetes, Eurotiales, Aspergillaceae. The record is from RefSeq and is a predicted model, not a curated record. Bases 1 to 231 code for a protein of 76 amino acids.